GGUUGUAAACUCUGUAUAUACUUUUAUUAUUGGCAUUUUAUAUAGUUCCAUCCGAACAGAAGUGCUGUGCGCUAUUAAGUGUAAUCUACCAAUAAAUGAGACAAACUGUUGAAAGAUUUUACAAGAAUAUGUUGAGAAUCCCUGUUCAAACAACCGUUUAUUAAAAUGCAGCAGAUUGUGUGUAGUUUCUAUUGGCCGAGACUAAGCCUUUAUCAGUGGGCUGGGCCAUGCUCGUUGGGUUAAUAAUUGUUCAGUUUCUCCUGCCCGGUUGUUCUACGCUACAUCUCCUACUUGCAAGCACCAUGUUCCUUACAGCUGCUGUCCUCCUGUCCCUGCUUCACCCAGGCUUGGCACAGAAAUCGGAACCACUGAGCAGCCCUAAAUCAGAGCCACUCUUCCGUGGCUCUGAUCGAUACGACUUUGCUAUCCUUGUCCCACCAUCAGGCUCUGAGUGUUUCUGGCAUUUUGCGCAUCAGAAUGGAUUCUUCUACUUUGGAUUUGAGGUUCAGUGGUCAUCGGGACUCAUGCAAGAUCGCCAUGUCACUGCUACGGCCCACACACCGGACGGAUUCCUGAUUGAGACGUCUGAAAAUGUACGGGGGCAGAUAAAUUUCCAAACCAAGGAGACCGGUUUUUACCAGCUAUGUGUAAAUAACUGGCAGAAUCACUUCGGAUCGGUGCAGAUCUACCUGAACUUCGGCGUCUUCUAUGAUGGGCAAGGAGACGAACAUCCUCAGGAUCACAAGCGGAAGUUAAAUGAUACUUUGUCCUCUAUUGAGGAGAGCGCCCAGAUUGUACAAGGCCGUGUGCUCCACAUGUGGAGAUAUUAUAACUUUGCCAGGAUGAGAAAAGGCUCAGAUUACUAUAUCCUGAUGUCCAAUUAUCACUACGUGAACUGGUGGUCCGCUGCCACAAGUCUGCUCAUAGUGGCCUCAGGUGUUCUACAGCUCUACUUCCUGAAGCGUCUUUUCCACGUUAAGCCGACCACGGAUACCCAUAAGCCGAGAUGCUGAGUGGGAUGUGAGGGUCAUCGCACGGGAGUCUUCCUAAACCACUUCCAUUCCAAUUAACACAGGCUAAAACCACUAGGGAUAAACAUACGUUCUCAGAGUCUAACUGUUCUGUAAUUUAGAAUCUGAUUAUCUGUGCAUGUUACCAGCACCGUGUUUAUAUACACAUAAAUGUAGGUCUCGAUGGUGGAA
Molecule: messenger RNA, 1202 nt
Organism: Pelobates fuscus (common spadefoot toad)
Lineage: Eukaryota; Metazoa; Chordata; Amphibia; Anura; Pelobatidae
Gene: TMED6
Product: transmembrane p24 trafficking protein 6
Exons: 4
Coding region: 228-1013 (261 amino acids)
Biological process (GO): intracellular protein transport; Golgi organization; endoplasmic reticulum to Golgi vesicle-mediated transport
Cellular component (GO): COPII-coated ER to Golgi transport vesicle; endoplasmic reticulum; endoplasmic reticulum-Golgi intermediate compartment
Source: RefSeq, a predicted model, not a curated record